Messenger RNA from Plectropomus leopardus (leopard coralgrouper), 5653 nucleotides. The record is from RefSeq and is a predicted model, not a curated record. Lineage: Eukaryota; Metazoa; Chordata; Actinopteri; Perciformes; Serranidae.
UCCUUAAAGAUCAAGAUGGAGAAUCAGGAUGAGGAAAGCGUCCAACAUGAGGAGACCCAUGAUGAAAACUUCUCAUAUAAAAGGUCUGACUCUGCUGUUGCCUCAGAAGAUGCAAACUCAGUGAUAACAAAGAUGGGAAAAUGUGGAGCUCAUGCAGGAAGUGAGCUGGUGCCGUCUGUUCAACUAGAUCAGUAUGACACUGUCAUAGCCGAAGCUGAAGAUGUUAAACUCUGUACAGGAACAGUGGGCCACUUCAGUGAGAGGAAGGAACCGCCUACAGCUCAGCCUCAACAUCCUUUGAAAAACAGUCUGCAGAAAGAGUCUUUAUUGGAAGUGAGUGAUACCAUUCACUGUAGACCUCCCAAAGAGAGAACAGAUACAAAGGAGGAGGCACGUAAGGUAAAGCCAGUUUGGAACGACUUCUCUUCAACAAAAUUAAAAGUCACUGACGCUGAUGAUCCAGCCAGUGAACCCAGUUCUAUUUUGGAGAAGCUCCUGAAAAGAGAUAGAAAGGAGACAAACCAAGCUCUUUCAAAGAUAAAAGAGGUUGACAUAAAUGACAAAGAUGUCACUGCAAAGAAGACCCUUGAUAACACAGAAACAGAGCCAUCGGCUGAUAAAAUCCAUCAGUCAGAUUUAAAUAUGCCUUCACCGGUAUGUGACGUGAAGAGGACGAAAGAGAAAUCACCCAAAGAAAAGAAUGCAACCAAAGGUCAUCGCAUUAAGGAUGUGGACAUGAAACAGAUGGACGCUGCUCAUAGAUCUCUCAACUCAGAUUGUUUUCAGCCUGUAAAUACUAUGCAUGAGAGCUCGCGCACAAAAUCCAAAUCCAAUUCUUCCAAAGCUGACUGUCAGAGUGCAGAGAACAUCAGCUCAACAGAUGCUUCAGUCAGUAAAGAUGUGGAGACAAAACCAAACAUGCGCCCCUUUAAAAACCUGUCCUCAGACAACAUACAGUCAGCUGUCUCACUUGAGAGAACGUCAUGUGAGGUUAGUGAUGUGAUCAAUGAGAAAUCUGCACCUUUAUCAGAAUCUGGUGUGAAGUCCUCACCCACAAAAAGUGAUGGACAAAUUGCAGACUCAUGCCAUUUAUUUAUUGCUGAGACAGCAGACACCGAAUCUAUAAGACUACCUGUACAAAUAAAGAGUGACAGCGAGCGCACAGCAUCCUCAGAUUCUCAAUCUGUGAGGAGGAAGAAGGACUCCGGUGAGGACACUGCUGCAACAGCUGUGGAUGCUGGCUCAGUUUUGGUUGCAGUCGAUGCAGUCCCCUCAGAGGAAAGCCACCAGGCCAUGAGGCAGGAUCUCUAUAUGACACGCAGCACAGACAAUACAAUGACGCGCCAACCUGAUGAACAACCUGGCAAAGAGGGAGAUGACAGAGUCAUAAAGAGAGAUAAAUCCCAAAGCACUCCUAGAUCCAGGCCGGUGUCUGAACUCAUAAAGGAGUCCAUUCAACUGCAUGAAAAGCUGCAGCACCAGGAGAGGCCAAAGCCAGCUGAAGUCAAGCCUGAAGAGCAGGGCCAGUUUGUGAAGGUGGCACAGAUGAAGGCGGCUUUCGACUCAGCUCAGAAAUCCCCAGACAAGGCUAUUGAAAGGAAGCCAUCGGUGAGAAGAGAUAUGAAACGUGUUGUGCGACAAAGCAAAUUCCGUCACGUCUUUGGCCAGCAUGCGAAGAAUGACCAAUGCUACGAUGAUAUCCGGGUGUCAAGGGUCACAUGGGACAGCUCCUUCUGUGCAGUCAACCCCAAGUUUGUUGCCAUAAUUGUUGAUGCCAGUGGUGGAGGAGCAUUCCUUGUUCUCCCUCUUCACAAGUGUGGACGCAUUGACAAAUCCUACCCCACAGUGUGUGGUCACACAGGCCCCGUGUUAGACAUUGAGUGGUGCCCCCACAAUGAUCAGGUCAUCGCCAGCGGCUCCGAGGACUGCACAGUGAUGGUGUGGCUUAUCCCUGAGAAUGGCCUUGUCACCAACUUGUCUGAGCCGGUGGGGGUACUGGAGGGACACUCCAAGCGCGUUGGCAUCGUUGCAUGGCACCCAACAGCACGCAAUGUUCUUCUUAGUGCAGGUUGCGACAACCAGAUCAUUAUCUGGAACGUGGGCACAGGAGAGGCUAUGAUCAGCCUGGACGACAUGCACCCGGAUGUCAUUUACAACGUGAGCUGGAACCGCAAUGGUAGCCUUAUCUGCACGGCCUGCAAGGACAAGGCCAUCCGUGUCAUAGAUCCCCGCAAGGAGGAGAUCAUUGCUGAGAAAGAGAAGGCACACGAGGGCGCCCGGCCUAUGAGGGCCAUUUUCCUGGCUGAUGGCAACAUCCUCUCCACAGGUUUCAGUCGCAUGAGUGAGAGACAGCUCAUGCUCUGGAAUGCGAAAAACAUGGAAGAGCCCAUGACUAUGCAAGAGAUAGACACCAGCAACGGAGUGCUAUUGCCCUUCUAUGACCCAGACACCAACGUCGUUUACCUCUGUGGGAAGGGUGACAGCAGCAUCCGUUACUUUGAAAUCACAGAUGAGGCUCCAUAUGUUCACUACCUCAACACGUACUCCUCCAAGGAGCCCCAGAGGGGCAUGGGCUACAUGCCCAAAAGGGGCCUUGAUGUCAAUAAGUGCGAAAUUGCAAGGUUCUUUAAACUGCAUGAAAGGAAGUGUGAGCCUGUCGUGAUGACCGUGCCCAGAAAGUCGGACCUGUUCCAGGACGACUUGUACCCAGACACAUCUGGACCUGAUUCUGCCCUGGAAGCUGAGGAGUGGUUUGAAGGCAAGAAUGGAGACCCCAUCCUUAUCUCCCUCAAGAACGGCUAUGUCCCAGGCAAGAACCGCGAAUUCAAGGUGGUCAAAAAGAACAUUUUGGACAUCAAGGUGACCAAGAACACAGAGAACUCAAGCCCUGCCAUCAAGUCUGCCUCACCAACUCCAUCGAUUAAAUCUGAAGCCAAGCUGGAGGAGAUCUUGAAAGAAAUCAAGUCUCUCAAGGACCUGGUCAGCAGUCAGGAGAAGCGAAUCAUCAAACUUGAAGAGCAAAUGUCCAAAAUUGCCAUUUAGGGACCCUUUACCCAACCCGCUACAAUUCAGGACGUUCCAUUGGCUGGGGGGUGGGCGGGACAAGUCACUGCCUAUCUCAAUGACAGUGUUUCGUCUGAGGCCUGCCUAGCAAAGAUCCCUAGCAACAUUCCAGAUGAACUUUUUCUUAGCCAGCCCCCGACCCUCAGUUUAACACAGGUGGAAUAAGGACGCGUGGCAAAUUUAGCUGAAAGUACUCUUUUGCUUUCUUUGGUGACCAAGGACUCUAUACCUUUUAUUGUGUGGCAGUCAUUUUUUUUAUUUUGUCUACUUGUAUAAAAAUUUGUCUCGCAGAUCCCUGUGCAUUUUAGAAAUAUGACCAAGAAAAUUCCAACAUCAGAAGUCCCCAUUUGCUAUUGCAUUUCCAAAUAUUUUUUUAAGUAGUCAGUGUUUUCACGUUAAUCGUACCCCAAAAUUAUAAUGUUGCCAAAUUUAACAUUUUGUUUACACCUCCUCAACAGUAUUUCUUCUCUCUUUGUGAGAUUCAAAAUGCAAACAGGGACGCUCAGUGUUGAUUACAUAAGGAGGUUGAUGUUAAUUUACUAUAAAAUUAAAAUAAUUUAAAUGAACUGCCUAGUUAUACCAAGACUGACAUCUCACACUCUGUAAUUAGGAAGAAAUACAUUCAGACUGAAGACCAGCUUAGCUGCCACAGUCUACACUAAGCACCGAGACAUCCCAAAAAUGACAGUUCUUGCCGUCUGUGUUGAAGAUGCACAAAUUAACUCCUGCUGUCUGUCAUUUCUUCUCAUUCCUGUCGCUUCCCGUCAUUCUGACUGUGGACAAUAGUUCACGUAAACAUGCAUUCCUUUCCGUCUUGCUUCAUUAACAUGCACAGCAAAGAAAAAGACACAUUCCACAAAUCUCAUUGGCAAGAAAAAAUCCCUCUAUAAAGUUCCUCUUCCUGUGAACACUCACCUGUAGUGACUCAGUUAUACUGGUUGGUUGUUUUUGCGACAUCUACGUGCUCCCACGAAAAGACCAACCUCAGCCCUGCUUUGUUUUUGUGAGAGGUUCAGUCACCGACCUCAGUGUUUAGUGUCUACAGUCUAAGUGCAGUCAAGUGUUGUGGGAUUAUUUUUUGUCACUGUCCCUUGUGCAUCGUCAGAUGUGUAACUUCUGAUGGGAAAUGACACAAAGUAAUCACACAUCCACCUGACUCUUUAAAACCCUCUGGUGAUACAACUGGAGCUUGCUACAGAAACUGUUCAUGGUUUACCCUAAAGGCCCAGAUUGUGUGUGAAUAUGUGCCUCAUGUCUUUGGUCUUUUGGGUUCCUGUCACUCUGGAUGUACCUGUUUUGUUUCUUUUGAGGGAAAUGGACUCUCACUUGAACGUCCAAGACUUGCCUCUAACUUGGAUGAAUUGAAUAGUUGGGUUAUUGCUUCACUGUUAAUUUUAGCCUGUUUCUUGUUCCAGCUGUGCUUAUAUCCCUCUUAGCACUUCCACUUUUGUUUUAAUGGUUUAUUUCUCAGAUGCCCCCUGUUCAGUAUAAGUAUCACCAAAUCAAGGAAUUGUUUAGUCUGAGCCGUUUUUGAUCAGACCGCUAUGAUUAAAGCUCCUCUUGAUGUUUUUGGAUUUGUUUCCCAGUGGGAAGCUGAGACGGGUAAUGGUUCAGUCUGUUGUUUGCCUUUAAUAUUUGUUACCACUGUAAAGACCUGAAAGUGCCAUAGAGGUGACCACGGAAGUGUUUGUAGGGGACUGUUGUGAGAGUAGACUUGUGUAGUAAAUGGAAGAAUCGAUAGGUGCCCGGAUUUAAAACCACUUUGAGGUGCUAUGCGAAGUGCAGACACUUUGUUCAAAGGACCCUGUUGCCAUCUGGAUGACAUCAUAAAGUCCUGCCAGUUCAUCAAAAAUACACUAGGCGGCAUUACUGAUCGGGGUUUGUUCGUAAGCCACCCUGACACGUUGUACAACUCGGUACGGGUAUUCAAAACAUCUUCAAAACUGAUGUCAAACCGAGAAGCAGCCUUUUGAGUCUUUGUGGCUUUGAGAUGCAGUCUGAGCAGUGAGUCGUAGAAUAUUAGUGACAGGAAAUCAAGAGUGCUACAGAAAUGUGUCUGACACAAUUUUACUGCCCUAUCUUGUAUAUCAGACUGCCACUGUAUGGAUUCUUUGUAGCACUAUUGGCACAAGAGCGAAGUUUCGAAGAGUAGUAGUGAAUAGCGAUCCAAAGGGACUCUGUAGGUUGGAGAAAUGUGCAGUUGAAAGAUAGAUGUAUGUUUGUAAUUUAGGUCUAGAAAACUGAGUGAAAGCUGUGUAAAUAACAUGACCAUAUUUUCUGUAUUUUCUUUCUUUUUUUUAAAUUUCAUUUCUGUUUUGUGGUUGUGCUAAAGAGGGUAUUUGUGUGGGAGGUGGGUUUUAAAUGUUUCCCCUUGUCUUUGUUCCCUGCACCUUGCCAUAAUGCAUCAUGAGAAAAGCAGAACCUCCGUUAACGUCGGAGGUCGUAUGAAUAUCAAGAAAGUAAAAUCAGACGUAAACAAACCAGGAUGGAGCCUCGUGUUGGAGGUCUGCUCAGCAUUUUUGUUCAUUAUUCUUGCUUCAAGUAUCAAACAUUGAUUAUAAGAAAAAUUAAUAAAGAAUUUUUAAAAUGG